AUGGGCAACGUUAUGGCACCCCACACUGAAGAUGAGCAACCUUCAACUCCAGGCUCGGGCACUACAGCACUUCCCAAGACCUGGGUUCCUGUUAACGAGGAUCCUCUCUUCGCUCCUAAGAAAAUGAGAGUUGUGACCGCUGGUGCUGGACACGCCGGUUUGAUGUUUGCAUACAAAAUGCGGCAUGAGAUCAAGGUCGAGGACUUUGUGGACCAUGUUAUCUAUGAGAAAAAUCACGACGUUGGUGGUACUUGGCUGGAAAACAGGUACCCAGGUGUUGCUUGCGAUGUUCCAGCGCACAUCUAUACCUACUCCUGGGAGCCAAAUCCGAACUGGAGCUCUUUCUACUGUGGUGGCGAAGAAAUCUUCCAGUACAUCAAAAAUACGGCCGAAAAGUAUGAUCUUACUCGUGACGUUGUUUUUAACUCCAAGAUAAUUGAAGCUAUCUGGAACGAGUCACGAGGAAAGUGGGAGCUCAAGAUCGACCAACAAGGAACUAUCAUCUCCGAUGAGUGUGAGGUCUUUAUCGAUGCUUCAGGAAUCUUAAACAAAUGGAGGUGGCCUGACAUUGAGGGUCUUGGGUCUUUUGAAGGACAUCUUGUUCAUAGCGCCCAGUGGGACAAGGGCUAUGACUUUACCGGAAAGAGAGUUGGUAUUAUCGGAAAUGGAUCUUCCGCCAUCCAAAUCGUUCCUCAAUUACAAAAGGUUGCUGGACACCUUACAAAUUUCAUGCGCUCACCAACAUGGAUCAGUGCCGGAUUUUCCUCAGAAUUUACCCCAGAGGGAAAAAACUUUAAAUACACCGAAGAGCAAAAGGCGGAGUUCAGAGAUAAGCCAGAGACUCUGACUAAAUAUCGCAAAGAAAUUGAAAAUGCGUUCAACCAUUUCUUUUACGCUCUUAUCAACGACUCCCCUGAAAACAUUUACAUCACCGACAUGUAUAGGAAAAUCAUGAGAGAGCGUCUUGGCGGUGACGAAGAGCUUAUUAAGCAGUUCAUCCCCAAGUGGCGUGUUGGAUGCAGAAGGCUUACACCCGGCGAGGGGUAUCUUGAGGCACUACAAGAAAGAACUGCACAUAUACCUGAUGCCAUAAUCUGCGCUACAGGCUUUGACGUCUCGUUCGUUCCGCGGUGGAAAUUAGAGGGCAAUGAUGGAAAGAACCUCGACUCUUGGGCACAAAACCCAGAGGCGUACCUUGGAAUCCACGCCCCUGAUAUUCCGAACUAUUUCAUCAUCAACGGACCUAACUGUCCUAUUGGCCACGGCUCCCUGUUGGCUGUGAUGGAGUGGACUUCGGAGUACAUCUUGCGAUGGAUCAGAAAGAUGGCAUCAGAAGACAUCAAGUCUUUCGUUGUCAAAAAGGAUGUAUUAGAAGAGUACAAUGUUUACACACAAGAAUACCUUAAACGGACUGUUUGGUCUAGUGGGUGCAAAUCGUGGUACAAGAACGGAAGCGUUGAUGGUAAAGUCACCGCGACAUAUGCAGGCAGUGUCAUCCAUUACAAAGAGCUCAUCGAUAGCAUUCGGGGCGAGGACUUCAACUUCAAGUACAAUGGUGCCAACAGGUUCAAGUUCAUGGGCAAUGGUAAAACACAGCUGGAAAUGGAUCCUGAUGCGGACUUGUCGUUCUAUGUGUACAAAUAG
Molecule: messenger RNA, 1644 nt
Organism: Morchella importuna
Lineage: Eukaryota; Fungi; Ascomycota; Pezizomycetes; Pezizales; Morchellaceae
Exons: 7
Coding region: 1-1644 (547 amino acids)
Molecular function (GO): flavin adenine dinucleotide binding; NADP binding; N,N-dimethylaniline monooxygenase activity
Source: RefSeq, a predicted model, not a curated record